Humulus lupulus (European hop) is the source of this 870-nucleotide messenger RNA. RefSeq names its product phenolic glucoside malonyltransferase 1-like. NCBI's taxonomy places the organism in Eukaryota, Viridiplantae, Streptophyta, Magnoliopsida, Rosales, Cannabaceae. The transcript is spliced from 2 exons. The record is from RefSeq and is a predicted model, not a curated record. Bases 1 to 678 code for a protein of 225 amino acids.
AUGCUUUGGUCAACGUUUUGCGUUGACCAUCAUCAUGAUCGAUCAUCUUUGCCGUGUUAUGAUCGGACGGUCAUCGUUGAUACACGUGGACUAGAGGGUGUCUUCUUGAAUGAGCGGUGGAAACGAAGAACCCUAUCAUCACCACCACCAUUAAGGGCUCUUAACAAUGGUGCUUGUGAUGAUAAACUUGUCCGUACAAGUUUUGUUCUAGGGUUUGGAGAAAUGGACAAGAUCAAGAGUAGGAUCCGAGUCCUUAAUCUUCAACAACAACCAAAACAUUCACAAUUACUAGAUUUAAUUUCUCCCUAUGUUGUCACGUGCGCAUUUUUAUGGGUUUGUGUGCGAAAAACCCAAGAAAGAGUAGGUCGAGAUAGUGCAUUACAUCAUGAUGAUGAGGAUCCGAACUUUUUUGGGUUUGUCGCGGGCGAGUUGACCUGGUUUGAGCAUCCGGUCCCGGUCACAUACUUGGGCAAUUGUGUCAGGUUUGGGCGAGCGAAGGCGGUGAGGGAUAGGUGGAUAUUGGAGUGGGCAGAACUGAUCAGGUCGGAUAUCCAUGUGAUGGCUUGCAGGUCUCCUAAGGUGGAUUUUUAUGGUAGGGAUUUUGGGUGGGGCAAGCCAAAGAAGAUUGAGGAAAUUGAGAUAGAUAGUACAAAGGCAAUUUCAUUGAGUGAGAGUUGAGAUGUCAAGGGUGGGAUUGAGAUUGGGUUAGUGUUGCCUAAGCUUCAAAUGGAUGCUUUUACUCUUUUGUUCAAGGAAGGUCUCAUGGCUUGUUAUUAAUUAAUUAUUAUCUAUUAUGAGAAUAGUAAUGACUAAGAUUAGUCACCCAAAAUUUAUAAUUGGAAAUUUACUCAUUUGGUACCCUAUGUUUUU